UUGACCAGUAGAUGUCAGUGAGGGAGCAACUGUGCACCAAAAUCACAAUAUUACAGUUGGGUCGUUCUUGGAAAAACUAAAAAAUCAUUUGAAUCCAUUGAACAUGGGGAGUGGAUUGGCAUUGAUGAUAAAACCAGAGGUGACCCCCAUGGGAGAUGAUCCACCGUCUUUUGAUGCAAUGCUGGGAUUUAAAAAUGGAAGGAAACCAAGGGUGAUGGUUGCCACUCAACAAGAGAUGAGAGCAGCAAGGAUCGAAGACGAAUUUCGUGAUUAUUGUGCUCAUCAUUAUUUACAACUCGAAGUCUGCAGAAGAGAAAAUUUUCCAUGGGUAAUGAAAUGUGGAGCUGAAAAACAUAAGUGGGAUGUCUGUGCCUAUGAAGAUUACGUUUUGAGAAUGAAAGAGUAUGAACGUGAACGGCGACUCCUAGAGAGACAAUGCAAGAAAAAGCAGGCAGCCGCCGCUUGAAUACUACUUUCAAUCAGCAGGUGCCCAAAAGAAAAUGAAGAAAAUAAAACAAAAAAGUCAUCUCUGUCGUUAAUACUUAGAUACUACGAAAAACAAGAUUCUCUAUCUUGUUUAUGUACAUAAUUUGAAUGGAUUGCAUUAAUAAAAUUCAUCUAAUUGUUGA
Fopius arisanus is the source of this 629-nucleotide messenger RNA. It is a transcript of the gene ND-B18, whose product is annotated as NADH dehydrogenase (ubiquinone) B18 subunit. The transcript is spliced from 3 exons. The record is from RefSeq and is a predicted model, not a curated record. NCBI's taxonomy places the organism in Eukaryota, Metazoa, Arthropoda, Insecta, Hymenoptera, Braconidae. Gene Ontology annotation, cellular component: mitochondrion. The coding region runs from base 104 to 466 and encodes 120 amino acids.